GUCUGGGUUUAGUAUCUCUGGGAAGUGUUGGUUUUCUCAGUCACCGUAGCGUGUGAAGGUGAAGGAAAGCUUCGUUUGAAUCUCGGAGGUUUCUUUUCGGCGCUCUCUUUCGGUGCUGUUGAGAGUUUCCAAAUCUUGGUACAUAACGGAGUGCGGAGAACAGGUUACUAGAAAGGAACCGAUAUUACAUAAGGACGUCCAUUGACUGCAGCUCCGGUGGGCUCGAAAAGAAAACAUAACAAUCUUACCAAACGCCGUGCCGAGUGGACGACAAUAAGGAGUUCAAGUAGAGCAAAAGUGUGUUAAUUAGAUGUGCUAGCUUGCCAUGAAAAUUCCCGAAUGGCCAUUUAAGUAGAGGUUGUGCGAGAGAAAGGUCGUGUUUGGGCGAUUGCUCCUUUUGAAUUGCUGCCCUAAAUGGGCAGAAGGCGAUCCUUUGGCAAUCAGUAGUUUAGCAAACAAAUUUUUCAAUCUACUGUGUGAAACGUGUGUGUUGUAAAUAGUUCAAACAAUCAGUUGCUGUUGUGUUAAAAACAGUGGAAAUUGCGGUAGCUGAUUCGCGAUUCAAAGUUUGUCCCCGAAAUCAGACUCAAAGGAUAUUCACGCUGGAGCCAUCGAUUUUUCCACUCUUUGAUCGAAUCUAACAGCAACCUAGAUAGAAGUUCAUUUGGUUCGCAGAAUAGAUGAAGCUUACGGGCUGACCUUCGGAAGUGAACGCCGGGAAUUAAUUGUGUUUGGGGAACCAUGAGUGCAUCUGAAAUUUAGAAAAGAUAACGCGGUUUGAAAAUGUGCGCCCGACAGAAUGAUGUUCUAUGCUUAUUGCCGUGAAUGAAACUAACCGUGUGUUAUCAGGAUGUUUGGUGGAUGCUAAUGAAAAGUUACAAUAUUUUCAAUGGUGAAAUUCUAAGAGGAUCUGAAAUCUGAUUCCCCGUGAUUUGUAUUCUGCAUUAAGUUGAAGGUGUACGUGAAGCGAUAUGGAUAAGUCGAAGAAGCCACCGGCCACGGCCGGAGGCACUGGAGCACCCGCACCCGGAGCUGGUGCUCCCGGAGGGAAGAAAGGCGGUGGUAAAGGACCGCCUAAAAAGCCCAGUGAUAGUGACGCACCGGGAGCCAGCGCAAAAGCGGAAGGGGAUCCCAGUGGACCAGCUCCCAAGGAUGAUACUUCCGCUGCCAACGGCGACAAAAAAACGGAUAAGGCUGACCCUGAGCAACCAUCGCAGACGAAGCCAGGCAGUGCCGGGGCGACAGUCCGCGACGGUGCCCAGAAAGUACUUAAUCUGGCCAUAAAGAGCGAGUGGGCUCCCGUUGAAGCUGUGCUGAAAGGCUUGGAGAAGGCGGUAGCCGCCGGCGGAGAGGAGGCAAACCUUACCCCACUAGCGGGGGUGAUGGACCCGGCCACCGGAAUGACGCCUCUUAUGCUAGCCGUGAAGGACAACCGAACACCAAUAUUAGAUAGGCUUAUUGAUCUCGGAUCGGACGUCGGAGCGAGGAAUAACGACAAUUACAAUGUGAUACAUAUUGCUUCCAUGUACUCUAGAGAGGAUGUAGUUAAAUUACUUUUAAAUAAGCGUGGCGUCGAUCCCUACUCGAUGGGCGGGUCACGGCAACAAACGGCUGUUCACUUGGUAGCUAGUAGACAAACCGGCACUGCAACCGCUAUUUUACGGGCUCUUUUGGCUGCAGCCGGUAAGGAUAUUCGAACAAAGACUGACGGUAAAGGAAAAAUACCGCUACUGCUUGCUGUCGAGGCUGGUAACCAGUCUAUGUGCAGGGAGUUACUUUCAUCACAAACGGCGGAUCAACUGAAGGCCACGACCACCAAUGGUGACACGGCGUUGCAUCUCGCCGCCCGGCGGAAAGAUGUCGAGAUGGCCCGGAUUCUGAUUGACUACGGCGCCAACGUGGAUUUGCAGAACGGCGAAGGUCAGACGGCACUGCAUAUAGCGGCGGCCGAAGGCGACGAGGCGAUGGUCAAGUACUUUUACACCGUUCGUGCGUCCGCGUCCAUCAUCGAUAAUCAAGAUCGCACACCGAUGCAUCUAGCGGCGGAAAACGGUCACGCGUCGAUCAUCGAAAUUCUGGCGGACAAGUUCCGGGCCAGUAUCUACGAGCGAACGAAGGACGGUAGUACGCUAAUGCACAUCGCUUCGUUGAACGGUCACGCUGAGUGUGCGACGACGUUGUUCCGGAAGGGCGUGUACCUACACAUGCCGAACAAGGGUGGCGCGCGAAGUAUACACACCGCGGCCAAGUACGGCCACGUGGGCAUCAUUAGCACCUUGCUGAACAAAGGCGAGAAGGUUGACGUCCCCACGAAUGAUAAUUACACUGCCCUCCACAUCGCUGUUCAAUCUGCAAAACCGGGCGUCGUCGAGACGCUGCUGGGGUUCGGUGCCGAAGUGCACGUCCGAGGGGGUAAACUGCGGGAGACGCCUCUACACAUUGCCUCGAGAGUUCAGGACGGAGAUAGAUGCGCGCUGAUGUUGCUUAAGUCCGGCGCCGGUGCCAACAAAACGACUGAUGACGGUCAAACACCUGUUCAUGUAGCUGCCAAAUAUGGGAACGUCACGACCCUGGAUCUGCUCCUAGAGGAUAACGGGGAUCCGCUGAUAAAGUCGAAUGUCGGCGAGACUCCGUUACAUCUGGGAGCGCGGAACUGCUAUCCGGAGAUUGUGAGACAUUUGAUAGACUUCGUGUUGGAAAAGCACGGGAAGGAGAUCCUGAAGAAUUAUCUCAAUUUCACCAACGAAGAUGGCGCGACCGCUCUGCAUUACAUUUGUCAGGUGACGAAGGACGAGGUGAAAUCGGGGAACGGUGAUCGAGAAAUAGUGAAGAUGCUGCUGGAACAUGGGGCAGAUGUUUCGCUAACAACAAAAUCCACCAAUGAUACGUGUCUUCAUGCGGUUGCUGUUGCCGGCAACAAUGACGUCCUGUCGGAGGUCAUAAGCCAUCUCUCGACGGCGGACGUUCAGAAAGCGAUGAAUCGGCAAUCGUCGGUUGGUUGGACACCAUUGUUGAUCGCGUGUAACCGGGGUCACAUGGAUCUAGUGAAUACUCUACUCAGCAACCAUGCCAGGGUGGAUGUGUUCGAUAACGAAGGCCGCUCUGCGCUACAUUUGGCCGCGGAGCAUGGCUACCUACAAGUCUGUGAUGCACUCAUUACUAAUAAGGCGUUUAUUAAUUCUAAAUCACGAGUCGGUAGAACAGCCCUUCAUUUGGCCGCUAUGAACGGAUACACGGAAUUGGUAAAAUUUUUGAUACGAGACCACAAUGCAGUGGUGGAUAUUCUAACCUUAAGGAAGCAAACUCCGUUACAUCUGGCGGCCGCCAGUGGACAGAUGAAUGUCUGUAAGCUACUUUUAGAACUCGGUGCCAAUAUCGACGCAACAGACGACGUUGGACAGAAACCCAUUCACGUGGCUGCACAGAACAAUUAUUCCGAAGUUGCCAAAUUAUUUCUUCAGCAGCACCCGAACCUUGUAAUGGCCACGAGCAAGGACGGCAAUACCUGCGCCCAUAUAGCUGCCAUGCAAGGCUCGGUGAAGGUGAUAGAGGAACUGAUGAAAUUCGAUCGAACCGGUGUGAUAUCUACGAGAAACAAGCUGACGGAUUCGACCCCUCUUCAGUUGGCUGCGGAGGGUGGUCAUGCGGACGUCGUAAAGGUCCUUGUGCGUGCCGGAGGAUCCUGUACCGACGAAAACAAGUCUGGUUUCACCGCCGUGCACAUGGCGGCAAAAAACGGCCACGGUCAGGUACUCGAGGUGAUGCGAAGCACUAAUUCGCUAAGGGUGUCCAGUAAAAAAUUGGGUUUAACUCCGCUGCAUGUAGCUGCCUACUACGGCCAGGCAGAUACGGUGAGGGAGUUGCUUAUCAACGUCCCCGCAACGGUUAAAUCUGAUUCUCCAUCUGGUUCAUCAUUAGUACCUGAAUUAGGGAACGAGUCCGGGCUGACUCCGCUGCAUCUGGCAGCCUACUCCGGCAACGAAAAUGUUGUCCGACUGCUACUUAACUCCGCUGGUGUUCAAGUCGAUGCUGCGACUACGGAAAAUGGUUACAAUCCUCUGCAUUUAGCUUGCUUCGGUGGGCAUGUUCCGAUCGUGGGACUACUGCUGAGCAGAUCCGCUGAGCUUCUGCAUAGUGUGGACCGGCACGGGAAGACUGGUCUGCACAUAGCAGCUAUGCACGGUCACUAUCAGAUGGUGGAAGUCUUGCUCGGUCAAGGUUCAGAGAUCAACGCCUCAGACAAGAACGGCUGGACUCCACUGCACUGUACUGCCAAGGCUGGUUAUCUGGAUGUCGUGAAGCUGCUGGUGGAAGCCGGUGGAUCACCCAAGUCCGAGACAAACUACGGCUGUGCGCCGAUUUGGUUCGCUGCGUCCGAAGGCCACAACGAUGUGCUGCGAUAUCUGAUGCACAAGGAGCACGAUACCUACGCGCUGAUGGAGGAUAAACGGUUUGUGUACAAUCUGAUGAUCGUCUCCAAGAACCAUAACAACAAGCCAAUCGAGGAGUUUGUGUUAGUUUCUCCGGCGCCGGUUGAUACCGCCGCGAAGCUGUCAAACAUCUUCGUCGUGCUAUCCACUAAGGAAAAAGAACGAGCCAAAGAUCUGAUCGCUGCUGGGAAACAGUGCGAAACGAUGGCUACCGAGCUCCUGGCGCUGGCCGCCGGUGCUGACUCGGCAGGUCGUAUUCUUACUGCCACAGAUCGGCGCAACAUGGAGUUUCUCGAUGUCCUGAUCGAGAACGAGCAGAAGGAGGUGAUCGCCCACACGGUAGUGCAACGAUAUCUGCAGGAACUCUGGCGAGGGACGCUCAACUGGACGGCGUGGCGAAUAAUGUUGCUGUUCGUGGGUUUCAUCAUUUGUCCUCCGGUGUGGAUUAUCUUCACGCUGCCACUGGGCCACAACUACUACAAGGUGCCCAUCAUCAAGUUCAUGUCCUACCUUACCUCUCACAUCUAUCUGAUGAUCCAUCUGAUGAUUGUGGGCAUCACGCCAAUCUAUCCGGUGGUGCGAGCCAGUUUGGUACCGUAUUGGUACGAGUGGGGACUGCUGGUGUGGCUCAGCGGUCUGCUGCUGUUCGAGUUGACCAAUCCCAGCGACAAAUCCGGGCUGGGGAGUAUUAAAGUACUGGUGCUGCUGUUUGGAAUAAUCGGCGUGGGACUUCACGUGGCGGGAAUGUUGUACGUGCAGAAGACGACGUGGCCAACGCUUAUGUAUUGCCGAAAUCAGUUCUUCGCGCUUUCCUUUCUGCUUGCUUGUGUGCAGAUUUUGGACUUUCUAUCCUUUCAUCAUCUGUUUGGUCCGUGGGCUAUCAUCAUCGGAGAUUUGCUCAAGGAUUUGGCUCGGUUUCUGGCCGUGCUCGCAAUCUUCGUGUUUGGCUUUUCGAUGCACAUUGUGGCGUUGAAUCAGUCCUUCCAGGACUUGACUCCGGAUCAGGUCAAGCGGUUACCAAUCCUGACGCGGAACAAGGAACUAUUCAGCGAUGUGCGCAUGAAUCCGAUAGUAUCCUUUGAACUGCUCUUUUUCGCCGUAUUUGGUCAAACCACCACCGAUCAGACACAAGCAGAUAAACGAGGAACGACGCCGAAGAGAACACAGCCUGAAUGGACUGAGUACUUGUUUAAAAUUGUAUUUGGCAUUUACAUGUUGGUAUCAGUUGUAGUGCUUAUCAAUCUGCUCAUUGCUAUGAUGUCUGAUACAUAUCAGAGAAUUCAGGCACAAUCCGACAUCGAGUGGAAGUACGGUCUGUCGAAGCUGAUUCGAAACAUGCAUCGAACGUCCACGGCGCCAUCUCCGAUGAAUCUGGUCACGACGUGGUUCGUCUGGAUAUUCGACAAGAUACGGGCCAAAUUGAGGAAGAAGAAGCGACCGUCGCUGGUGCAGAUGAUGAACCUCCACCGGGGCCAGCAGAGUCCCCGCUCGAAAGCCGGUGCCAAAUGGUUGUCGAAAGUGAAGAAAGGUCAGGUGGCUCCUAAAGAGUCUACCGCCCUGUCCGUUAUGCAUCUGUCUCCGCUCGGGUCGCAAGUCAGCUUCUCCGCUGCCAAUACGAACCGAAUCGAGAACGUCGCGGACUGGGUAGAAAUCUCCAAGAAGUACCGCGCCCUGGUUGGCCACGAUGCCGAGGAUGCUGGCUCGAUGAAGGAUUCCGACGGCGAUAACCACUCGACGGCCAACGGUGGAAACAACGCCAACGAUCAGCAGAUGAGCAACAACGUGAACUCCAAUCAGGCUAAGGGAUAGACUACAGUGCCGGCGUGGUUCGUCACAGCACGAAACAACCCAACGGUGGAGGUGACUGCCGGAGACGUGGAACAAAAUGAUAGCUUUUGUAUCAAUCACUCGAAAUGUUUAUGCAUCUCACGUGUGCAUCCAUUUGUAAAUAGUUGUCGUGUAAAGGAAGUUUAUAUAUUUUGGAAGUAUAGAAGAAUAUGUUGUAGGAAUAACGUUAGUUUUGGGAAUUCGGUCAUAUUGUGUAUGAGGUUCAGCUAGCGUGGUUUCCGGAUUCAUUUUGUAAGCGAAUUUGAAUAUCACAUAGAUUAGGAUUUUUCUCUUGUCCACUGUUGAGUUAAGUGAGGCUAGAUAAAUGACUACGAAAAUUGUAAAAAGUUACGUGUACAUUCAAAAAUGAUAGUGUAAAUAUUAUAUUUUAUAUGUCAAUUAAAAUUCGA
Messenger RNA from Toxorhynchites rutilus septentrionalis, 6667 nucleotides. RefSeq names its product serine/threonine-protein phosphatase 6 regulatory ankyrin repeat subunit B (gene nompC). Gene Ontology annotation, molecular function: calcium channel activity; protein binding. Gene Ontology annotation, cellular component: glycosylphosphatidylinositol-N-acetylglucosaminyltransferase (GPI-GnT) complex; membrane. NCBI's taxonomy places the organism in Eukaryota, Metazoa, Arthropoda, Insecta, Diptera, Culicidae. The transcript is spliced from 16 exons. The coding region runs from base 972 to 6239 and encodes 1755 amino acids. Gene Ontology annotation, biological process: GPI anchor biosynthetic process; calcium ion transmembrane transport. The record is from RefSeq and is a predicted model, not a curated record.